Messenger RNA from Homarus americanus (American lobster), 6188 nucleotides. RefSeq names its product CUGBP Elav-like family member 2. Gene Ontology annotation, biological process: regulation of alternative mRNA splicing, via spliceosome; mRNA splice site recognition. The transcript has 15 exons. The record is from RefSeq and is a predicted model, not a curated record. Gene Ontology annotation, molecular function: mRNA 3'-UTR binding. Gene Ontology annotation, cellular component: cytoplasm; ribonucleoprotein complex; nucleus. Bases 52 to 1722 code for a protein of 556 amino acids. NCBI's taxonomy places the organism in Eukaryota, Metazoa, Arthropoda, Malacostraca, Decapoda, Nephropidae.
GUCGAUGGAGGUUCGCCCGACCUUAUAGAGCUGGACCAGAAUGGCAGGGUGAUGGACAGCGUGCACCGUGAGCCUGACCCCGACGCUAUCAAGAUGUUCGUGGGUCAGAUCCCUCGCUCCAUGGAUGAGAACGACCUGCGCAAGAUGUUCCAGGAGUACGGCGAGGUUUACCAGAUCAACGUGCUCAGAGACAAGGUCACCGGCCAGAGCAAAGGAUGCUGCUUCGUGACAUUUUAUGCCCGCAAAUCAGCCCUGGAAGCACAGAAUGCAAUGCACAACAUCAAGACAUUACCGGGAAUGCACCAUCCAAUUCAAAUGAAACCAGCUGACACGGAGAACAGGAAUGAAUCUUCCAUUUCAGAACGUAAGCUCUUUAUUGGUAUGCUAAGUAAGCGAUACAGCGAACAAGAUGUACGUGUUAUGUUCUCAUCUCACGGAACCAUUGAGGAAUGUACAGUUUUACGAGAUGCUAGUGGUCAGAGCAAAGGAUGUGCCUUUGUGACAUUUUCUUCUCGUCAGUGUGCCAUCAAUGCCAUCAAAAAAAUGCAUCACUCACAGACGAUGGAGGGUUGUUCUUCUCCACUUGUGGUGAAAUUUGCCGAUACCCAAAAAGAGAAGGAUGCAAAACGUCUCCAUCAAGUGACUCAGAACCUAUGGAACGUUGCCUCGGCUAACAACCUUGCAGCACUUGGCCCACAGUACCUCGCUCUAAACCUGCCUGAUACCCAAAAAGAGAAGGAUGCAAAACAUCUCCAUGAAGUGACUCACAACCUAUGGAACGUUGCCUCGGCUAACAACCUUGCAGCACUUGGCCCACAGUACCUCGCUAGAGAGAGAGAGCGCGGAAGAGAGAGCGUUUCCUCUGCUAACAACCUGGUCGCACUUGGGCCUCAAUAUCUGGCUUUGCUCCAGCAGCAGAUGGGCAGCACAGCUGGUUCAGGUGCAACAGCUGGCAGUCUCGCAAAUCAACUCGGCAGUCUUCAGCAACUGCCUUCCCUAAACAAUGUUAGUGUACAGCAGCUCUUGGCGGCCUCACAAGGAAACUUGGCCACUCAACAGAUGUUCGACUCAACAGGCUCUCAUUCCUUAGGUCUGAGUGGUCUCGGGUCUCUCGGCAGUCUCAACUUACCCACUUCUACUAAUGGCUCACAAGAGACCAACCUUCAGGGUCUACUAGCUUCUAUGAGUUCACAAAACACAGGGUUGGGUAUGAACAUGCAGAACCUAGCAUCACUGGCGGCCAUGACAGGUGGCAGCACCACGGGACUCCAAGCUCUCACCCAGCCAGGUAUCACAUUCCCUACUUCUUCCAGCUCUCCCUUCACCCUCACCGACCCAGUGCUGACUGGGCUCACAUCAUCUGUAAGUGGCUUCCCCAACAAUGUGACUGCUGCUGCAGGUUUAGGAGCUGCAUCAUCAUCAUCUAAUCCUGCUGGUAAACAGGUUGAAGGGCCUGAUGGUGCAAAUCUCUUCAUCUACCACCUCCCACAAGAAUUUUCAGAUCAAGAGCUUGCCCAAGCAUUCUGGCCAUUUGGCAAAGUCAUUUCUGCGAAGGUUUUCAUUGACAAACAGACCAAUCUUUCCAAAUGCUUUGGGUUUGUCUCGUAUGACAAUGCUCUAGAUGCACAGCGGGCAAUUCAGCACAUGAACGGUCAACAGAUUGGCAACAAGCGCUUGAAGGUGCAGCUGAAGCGUUCCAAAACUGACUGCAAGCCAUACUAACAGCUGCCAUGUUGUGCUGUUCUGCCCCGUGCCCCGUAUUGCCUGCCGUCCGUAUAACAGUGUCUACGUCCUUCUCCCAUCUUCGUAGCACGUCUCAUACGUACGUAUGUAUACGUAUGUGUAUGCCAUGUGGUUGUAUACACUGUGCAGCUGCUGUAAAGUCACUCAUGCUAACAGAUUACUAACCAGUCAUCAAACCUGUCAGCAUACAUAAACAUAUUAGGCUUCAAUUAAACCCUCAGCAGUGCUUGUCAUCAACACAGUUUUGGUAUCUUGACAAGUAACCUCACCAAAAGGCUAUCGUUGCUAUUCUCUGUACAAACCAAAAAUGUUUAAUAUUAUAAUACAUACAUUUUUAAUAGUUGUUUACUUUAGGAAUAAAUACUGUAUACUGUCUUUUUAUCAAUUUUUCUAGACCAUUGAUUACAUAAAGAGAUGGUUUAAAGUCGCUUCUUUUAAAAGACUAACUAUCCAGUAUGUAUUGGUGAGUGAACUCAUUAGAUUUGACGGUAGCUACUUGCACAAAUUUUUCACUUUAAAAAUAAAUUGGUUUGUUCUUUCAUUCAUAUUCAGUUCCACUUAAGGCAGAAUCAAGAUUUUCUAUGGAAUGGACAUUGGAUCCAUAUAUUUUAGUAGGAAUUGUACAUGGCAGCUUCACAAUUUCAUACAUAAACUUGAACAUAGAUGAUAUCCUUAUGUACUUACUAUGUGCCAUGGCUUCUUGAAACAUGUAAACACUAAAUAUUGUGUUUUAGAUAUAUAUUUCAUGGAAUACAUGUUUUGUAAUUGUGCUAAUAAAUCUGGAUGCAUGCUUAUAAUAUUCAAAUAUUGUCUUGUACUUCAAUGUACUGCACAAAGUGAUUAUUAAUUUUAUCAGUACAAAAGUGACAACUUUUGUAUAUUGAUUGUACUCCAAGGUCAUAUUUUUAUAGCAGUCUUUGCAUUGCUAAUUUAGGACAUUGAUCAGUGUUUGUCUUCAAGAAUUUUUAGAUUAUAGGAUGACAAAUCUUCCAGUCAUUUCAGCUCUCGUAAACACCAAGUGUGUAGCUCUAAGAACACUAAGAGGAGAUGCUUCAAGUUUUACUUAGGAUAGUUAAUAGUUACCCAGAGUGAUCACUGGGAUAAAAGAAAAGGUCUCCAUUGCUCCCACUGGCCAUCUAUUAACCCACAACCCUGGUUUAGUAUUUUAUUCAAUUCAGCAACUAUGCUUAGAGUAAGACCUCAUAGAUCUAGUAAUAGGUACAUCUCAAGCAUAGCUGGAAUAUUAAGCAACUUUGCUUGCAUACAGGUUUAGUUCAAUUUUGUAAGUGCCAUAGAGUGGCAAUAGAAUGGAUGUAGUAGUUCUUUAUGCCUCUUCAGUUUGAAGGGAGGCACAUACUGAAGCAUUGAUAAUGGAUUCUUUUAGUGUUCUUACUCACAGAAUUCGGUUUGAGAGUUUUUAAGGAUACCUCCAUGUGUCAGGGGCCAGGACGGAGAGUAGUAAAGAAGAGGCCGUGUUGGGCAAAGACGAUAACUAGUCUAUUACUGGGAGUUUCCAUAAAGAGGGCAUCCCCCCCUUCAACUUUGAUGCUUCAUACAUGGUUAAUAAUAAUUUUUAUUUUUUAUUUUUAUUAUUCUUUAAGAAGAGGAAUAUAGUGGAAACUUACCACUAAAGUUUAAGUGGGAUUAGUUCUCUGUUCACAACUCUCGCAUAUUGGGUGAUUGAAGAAUAAUGUUUAAUCAUCUCUUGUUCAUUUAUAAGAGUAAUUGUUGGAGCUUAACAUGAAGAAGGUUAAAUAAUCAUUAUCCUCUUCCACCCAUGAUAAAUAUUGCCUUACUCCACUGGAGUAUUGGCCAUGACUUCUUUAAUUGCUCAUUGCUGUUAAUUUAUUUCUUGUAUUUGACCGUCUUAAUUUCUUUAUUUUAUUUUAUUUUACUUAUUUAUAGUUAUUAUUAUUUUCUUGGUCAGGCAGAUUAGAAGCUGAGACUUGUUACUAUGAAAGAAACAAGGUAGCAGGUCAUUGUGAUUUCAGACAGGCAACUGUGUCUGUCUGGCUCAUAGCCCUAGGCUAACCAAAGACUAUGAAAAUGUGUUUGUCUAUGUUUGUUGUACCCAAGCCACGGUAUUGAAGGGUGUACAACCCAUUAAACCUCGUUACUGCUACGUCUGUUUGCCGGAAAUGGAGUUAUACAUGUUAUUUAUUAAAACUGGUAUGUUGAUGUUAUUCAGUGUCUCCUCUGUUUCUUUUUCCAGUUUUAUUGACUGAAGUGGGGUGUUCCAUUUUGAAUGUAAGGCAGACAAUUCACUCACCAAAAGGUCAAUGCCAUCUCUGUGCCUUUAUUUUACAUUGCUUACAUUUGUGCUUAUAUUGCAGCUAUGAGGAAGCCAGUCCUAAGUUCCAUUAAACGGUCCGAAAGAGACAUUAGAAGAUACCCUGUUACAAUAUAGGAGAGCUUUCAUGUGUAGGUGGAUGUGCUAUUUAAUGUAGUUGUGUUAAAAGAUAUAUAUAUAGAGGUAGGUAUAGAGGGAAGUUAUUGAUUUAUUUGAUUCUGUGUUUUUUGAUUAGUGUUGUAUUCAGCAGUAAAUAUGGUAAAUAUAUAUUCAAUGUAUCUAAUGUGUUCUGUUGGGUUUGUUUCAAAGAAUCAUUAUGUAUGCAUGUAGUCUUUAGUUGUUUGGUUUUUCUUUGAUUUCACAGGUUAUGUCAUGAAAUCCUUUCCUCAGUGUAACCUGUUACCUCUGUAGGCUCCAGCCUUCUUGUUUAUUUUUUGACUGGUGUGUGAUUCACCAUUGAUUCUGCAGGAUGAUGGGUUUAUUUGGAGUUCACUGAAGACAUCUUACCUUAUCAAUAGCCAAGCAUGAGCACACCUUAAAUUUAUUAUCAGAGUUUUUGGUGAAUUUGUAUCCCAUGUGUAAGGUUAGGUGUCUUAGUUUUUCUGUGUACACCUAUAGGAAAAUGGUCCCAUUUCUUUUGUGUGUUGUAUUCUUCUGCUUUUGUUAACUUACCAUGUGGUAAAAAAAAAGUAAUUGAGUAAGGGGAAGUAAUUUACAAAUUUUCUUGUGUUGCUUAAAUUAUCAUCAUAAAUUUUAUUAAAAAUUGAAUGAUUUUGUUUCUUAACAUUUUUAUAAAUUAUUGUAUCCUGAAUUAAUGGAAUAUCCCUUAAAAACAUUUAUAAUUUGUAUUUUAAUUACCGGUAUGAAUAAAAAAAUUUUGGAGAAGAGUUCGAAAUACAGUAUACAGUAAUAAGACUAAUGUGUAAAGGACACUUUUUAAUAAUAUUGGAGAAUAAAAACAUGUUUUGUGAUACAUGGUCAAAGUAGACACAGUGUUUGUAAUGCUUCCCCAUCUCAUUAGAGUGACAGUAUUCACUCAUCACUUCUUGCAGCGGUUAUCGUUAAGCUACCUGUACUCAGGAAAGAUUCUCAUUCGAGAGUCAUUGUCCUGUCCCUAUUAGCCAGAGGACUAACAUUCAGAGGAGAUAUGUGAUUUUUGAGUCAUUGCCACACCAAUAUGUGUAAUUAUUGUUUGUCAUACAAGGUAUUUUCCAUUGAUUGUGGAAAUUUAUAUUUAUGUCAAUGGAAACCCAGUUCACAACCUACAACUUCAUGCUGGAUGCCAAAAGCAUGGCCCCCCAUUUCAGGCUCUGAAAUGUACUGUGAUUUAAGACCACUGAAUGUGCAUACGUGUAAAUGUUUUGCUUUGUAUGGAUCUGUUUGGAAUGAUAAAUUUUACACAAAGAAUUGGAAAAAGCUUUUAUUGAUAGCCAAACCAUGUCAGGCAUUUUAAUACUGUACACGUAAUGUUAAUUAAAGGCUGAUAAGACAGGUGACAUGUUGAGAACAGUCACCCCUGUGUCAUUAAUACUACUGAAGGUAUUGGUCAAGUGGUUUAUCUGUUACCUAUUUACUUUGUCUUACUCCUCAUGUUGUGAAUUGGUUGUGUAGGGCUUUGAAAUGUAUGUUCAGUGCCUGUUUGGGGAGAUAAUAGAAGUGUAUUGUCUGCUUGCACAUUAUGAGUGUAUUUUAGAAAAGGUGUUUCUCAGGAACACCUUUAAAAUGAGGAAAAUAUGUGUUAUCCCUUAAGUGUUUAUUUAAUUUAGGAGCUGGUAAGUCAAGGCCUAAUAUUAAUAUAAUUCUUGUGUGUAGAAAAUAGAAGAUUUUAUUUUUUGUGGAAAUUUCUUGCUGAAUUUAUAGUACCUAUUUAUUAAAGUCAUCAUUAUAAUGCCCACACUUAUAAAAUAUGUCAUAUACAGAGUAAUUUGCAGAUUAAAAGAUUUAAGAAAUUUAACCUCUAUUUUCAAUUGCUUCUGUUUUGACAACACAAGAAGACUCCUGUUUAACUUCUUCCUGUUUGGAUGUAUCAUUGUGCAAGGGGACAAUACCUGUCAUGUGAGUAGUUGUAAUUUUCUACUUCCAAGCAGCCAACCCGUAAUUUUGUAAUGAAAUGUACAAGGAUAUAGCAGCAGAAGAAUAAAGUAUUUUCAAAGGA